GGAGGGGAGAGGAGAGGAGACGAUGGAGACGAUAAGUGCGCAUAAGUCACGGUCUCUUCCAAUGCUUUCUUCAGCUUCUCUUCCAACCUCAUGCGAUCAUCCGACCGACAGUACUCCCCGAGAUGGACUGUCCGCCUGCAGCGGACGACAUCUUUGGGCCUGCAGUACAUGGCUGCCGUGACGACUUCGAUUUCACACUUCUCUUUGAACAGUCCUUCUUCCAGAUCGCGCCAUGUGCACUUCUUCUCCUCCUUCUACCAGUUCGAGCAUACCAGCUGAAGCGAAAGAAUGUCAAGACGCUGGGCACCGGCAUGCGUACGCUAAAGCAGACCGCCAUCGUCUCCCUAGCUGCUACUCAGCUGGCAUUGCUGGUUGUAUGGAGUCUCACGCCAACAUACAGGACGAAGGCUUCGGUUCCGGCAGCUACUCUUUCCUUUCUCGCCUCCGUGGCAUUGUUGUUCCUCUCAAGUGCGGAGCAUACGCGCUCUGUUCGACCCAGCUCACUCAUCAACACGUACAUGCUUUUCUCACUCGUACUGGACAUACCACAGACCCGUACACUAUGGUUACGUUCAGGGCUGCCGCGAAGCGUACCAGCUCUCUUCACCGCUGGCUUAGCAGCAAAGACACUCAUCCUUUGCCUCGAAGCCCGUACCAAACGCAGAGCACUCUUUCCACCGUACAAAAUCUACGCUCCGGAAGCGUUGGUUAGUUUGUACGACAGGACGACGCUAUGGUGGAUCAAUCCAUUGUUCUUGGAAGGCUACAAGGGCCUUAUCUCAUUCGAGAAGUUGUAUCCGAUCGAUCAGGACUUGUCAUCUCAACAGGUUGAAGACGACUUCCAAUCACGAUGGGGACAAACAUCGAAGAACGGCAAGCAUUCUCUACUGUGGGUAAUAGCAAGGAGUGUGCGGUGGACUCUGGCUGCGCUACUUGUACCACGUCUCUUCAUGAGCGCACUCGUGCUUGCCCAAGCCUUGCUCAUCAACGGCGUCACAGCCUGGCUGAGCGCUGAGCAGACGCCACAUUCAACACACCAAGGCUAUGGCCUCGUUGUAGCCACCGCUUGUCUCUACCUUGGUUUGGCUGUUAGCCGAGCAUUGACCAAUCGUCAGCAGCAUCGCCUCAGGACCAAGGUUCGAGGCAUCGUGAUGUCUGCGGUUCAUACCAAAAUCUUGACUUUACCCGGCGACCAGCUUGCUGAUAAUGCUGCUCUGACGCAUGCCACUACGGACGUCAGCCGUCUCGACGUAGCGUUAUCCCGUUUGGAUGAAGCCCUUACGUCUCCUCUUGAGGUUGGGGCAGCCACAUUCCUACUUGAAAGGCAAAUCGGAGUUUCCUGUGUGGCUCCCCUAGCAUGGACCAUCAUCAUCACUGCGCUGAGUUUAUUGAACUCGAACAUGGCACUGCCACUCCAAAAGCGCUGGCUAGCGGCUGUGCAAGUGCGGAUAUCGUACACGGCUGCUGUCCUGGGCUGUCCGAAGGGCUUCAAAAUGCUUGGACUUACCGACUGCCUGACGCAAAAGAUUCAAGCGCUUCGCGUCCAGGAGCUCAUCAAGAAUGCCGACUACAGAAAGUACGUGACGCAUCGCAACACCUUCAGCGCCGUCCCACAGGCAUUUGCGCCUCCGCUAGCACUAAUGAUGUUCACGCUUAUACACGGGGGCCAAGCUUUGACACCGACAGUAGCUUUCACAGCGUUAUCUCUCAUCGCUCUCUUGACACAACCGAUCCACGAGCUGAUACAUGCGAUUCCGCUGUUCCAGCAGGCAGUGGCCAGUUUCGACCGAGUGCAAGCCUUCUUGCUUCUUCCCGAGACAGAUGGAAAUGACUCAGCACCGUUUGUCGACAAUAACGGUGUCUCGCAAACGGGUACAGAUGCGGAGCUUUCAGUUCUGCCAUCAGAGCCCUUUGCCGCACAUUCCCGUGCUAUGGUGGUUGCCACAGAUCUAUGUGUGCGAUUGGGAAAAGAGCAUAGAGUCAUACUGCAGGAUAUCAAAUUCGCACUCUCUGCAGGGUCGCUGAACCUAGUCGUCGGAGCCGUGGGCAGCGGUAAGUCAAUGUUGUUGAAGGCAGUAAUUGGCGAUGUCCGAGCAACAUCCGGUCAGCUUUGGCGCGCCGCAGCUGGCAAGGAAGCAGCCUACUGUGCGCAGGAUCCGUGGCUACCGAAUGGCGCUAUCCGGAAUAUCAUUCUCGGUGAAUCUGAUAUGGACCAACUUUGGUAUCGCAGGGUUGUCCAGGCCUGUGCUUUGCACGUUGACCUUACAACGUUCCAGCACGGAGACGAGACGGUGAUUGGGACGAGAGGCAUUUCACUUUCUGGUGGCCAGCGCCAGAGGCUGGCACUCGCCCGAGCAUUGUACGCUCGCAAAGCACUCAUGUUGGUCGACGACGCCCUUGGUGGGCUUGACGCCAGUACAUCACGUCACGUUUUUGACGACUGCUUCGGAAUCAACGGUAUCUGUAGGGACCAAGGAAUGACCGUGCUGCUCGCUACACACGCCGUGCAAUACCUUGGUCAGGCUGAUCAUAUUAUUGCGCUCACACAUGACGGAGCUAUUGCCGAGCAAGGUAGCUUCGCUGAUCUGCAACAGCAUAAGGGAUAUGUCUAUGAGCUGUACCUGAAGGGCGGACAGACUGGCAGCAGUGAUCGAACCGCAGCUCCCGCUGACGAUAUAAUUCCGGCUAAGCCGUCACCUUCUGCAGACGAUGCCCAGCAAGAUCUAGCACGUCGGACCGGUGACAUGGCGGUGUACGGCUACUAUGCUCGAAGUCUCGGAUGGGAAUACGGCACUGUCGUCGUCAUCACUGCGGCCACCUUCGCUUUCGGCGUGAAGUUUCCGGAUCUGUGGGCCCAAUGGUGGUCGCAGUCACACACCGGCGGGAGACUGCAGCUGCCGCUUAGUGUCUGGAUCAUCGUCUACAUGCUCCUGGCCGCCACGGGUGUCAUUUCGGUGUUCGUGCACAUCUACACAAUGUUGGUCAAGACCGUACCGAAGAGCUCCGCGCAAUUGCACCAGCAACUGCUGCACGCGGUCAUGAGGGCGCCGUACUCUUUCUUCGUCGAUACCGACUCCGGCGUGACGCUCAAUCGAUUUGCAAACGACAUGUCAGUCAUUGAGGGUGAGCUCGCAGGCGCCGUUAUGCAAACUCUGGAUGGGCUUGCCUUGUUCAUUGGUGGCGCAAUCCUUAUUGCUGCCGGAGCUGAAUAUGUUGGGGUGGCCAUGCCGGCAGUGCUCUUCGUGCUCUACUGCUUGCAGCGGUUCUACCUUCGCACAUCGCGUCAACUCCGUUUCAUGGAUCUGGAGGCUCAGGCACCAUUACUCACGUUCAUUAGCGAGGCGCUAGCUGGAGUCACCACCAUUCGGUCUUUCGGGUGGCAGAGCGCAAACCACGCGAAAUGUCAAAGCCUGCUCGACGCCUCACAACGGCCUUUCUACUUGAUGCUCUGCAUUCAGCGCUGGCUCAAUCUUGUCCUCGACCUUGUCACAGCAGCUCUGGCCACCAUCGUUGUGAGCCUGGCCAUUACACUCCGCAACACAUCUUCAGCCGGUUCCAUUGGCGUUUCGUUACUGAACGUUCUGAGCUUCAACCAAAAUCUAGCCUACCUUAUCACCGCAUGGACAUCUCUGGAAACCUGCCUAGGCGCAGUUGCGCGCUGCAAGAACUUCGAGUCCAGCACCACGCCCGAAGACAAACCGGAAGAAGAUCAGACUCCUCCCGUAACAUGGCCACAACGCGGCGCACUAGUCUACGCCAACGUCAGCGCCUCCUACAGCUCCAAUGGCGAAACAGUCCUCGACGACCUCACCUUCUCCAUCUCAGCAGGAGAAAAAGUAGGAAUCUGCGGCCGUUCAGGAAGCGGCAAGAGCUCGCUCCUCCUCACGCUACUACGCCUGCUCGACAACUCCUCCGGCACAAUAACCCUAGACGAUAUGGAUCUAUCAACCAUACCUCGCCAAACCAUCCGCUCCCGUCUCACAGCAUUACCGCAAGAAGCCAUCACCGUCCCCGGCACACUGCGUGAUAAUAUCGACCCGUUACAGCUCGCCUCUGACUCCGCAGCGGAAGCAGCGCUCGCACGUGUCGGCCUCCUUGACUUAGUGAACCAACAAGGUGGUCUAGACGCCUCCAUGACCGAACUCUCGCUUUCGCACGGGCAAUUACAACUUUUCGCCGUGGCAAGAGCAUUACUCCGGAAAUCGAAGUUGUUAAUUCUGGAUGAGAUGACAGGUUCUGUAGACACGGUGACGGAGGAGUUGAUGAUGAGUAUUAUCAAGGAGGAAUUUCGGGAGAGUACGGUAAUUGCUGUUGCGCACCGGUUGCGUACGAUUGGGGAUUUCGAUCGCAUCAUUGUAUUGGAUAAGGGAAGGGUGGUGGAGAUGGGGAAGCCCGGGGAGUUGUUAGAGAGGGAAGGGGGGUGGUUCAGGGAGAUGUGGGAGAGGAGUGGCCAUUGAGCUGUCGCAUUACGUGGAGUAGAUGGUGUCAUAGAUCUGUGAAGCCUUUCUUACCAAGCUGCAAGACUGCAUUUUACGGCCGAAGAUUCCCACUUCCCAUAUACAAAUCACUCCUUCUCAACCCCGCCCGCUCCAUCAUGGCACUGAACGUCGUAUCCCUCCUCUCCUCUCUUCGCGGCGGCAGAGCAAGAAACUCCGGCUCCUCCGCAAUACUAUCCGUCAACCUG
Baudoinia panamericana UAMH 10762 is the source of this 4684-nucleotide messenger RNA. RefSeq lists its product as uncharacterized. Gene Ontology annotation, cellular component: membrane. The record is from RefSeq and is a predicted model, not a curated record. Bases 123 to 4457 code for a protein of 1444 amino acids. The transcript is spliced from 2 exons. NCBI's taxonomy places the organism in Eukaryota, Fungi, Ascomycota, Dothideomycetes, Mycosphaerellales, Teratosphaeriaceae. Gene Ontology annotation, molecular function: ATP hydrolysis activity; ATP binding; ABC-type transporter activity. Gene Ontology annotation, biological process: transmembrane transport.